This is a messenger RNA of Coniosporium apollinis CBS 100218, 1800 nucleotides long. RefSeq lists its product as uncharacterized. Lineage: Eukaryota; Fungi; Ascomycota; Dothideomycetes. Gene Ontology annotation, biological process: transmembrane transport. The transcript has 2 exons. Bases 1 to 1800 code for a protein of 599 amino acids. Gene Ontology annotation, molecular function: transmembrane transporter activity. The record is from RefSeq and is a predicted model, not a curated record.
AUGCCGAACCCCAAGAAGCCUGCCAUGGGCCCGCGCCGCAAGUCCUCCACAAUGCAUUACCAGACGUUCCCUACGAAGCCUCCAACCUCACGAGGUCCUCCUCCGUCGUCUGCUUCCGACACAAAUGUCGACUCUCCCCAAUCACGGGAUAGCGCCGACUCAGCUGCCUCACAAGAACACCCGCUACCGUACAAGCAAUUAGCCGUACUGGCAGUCAUAGCUCUGGCAGAGCAAACUGCCUUCAACAGCAUAAGUCCGUAUCUACCGGACAUGGCGUCGAGGUUUCCGGAGGUCGAAGAGGAAGAAAUUGGGCUUUACGUGGGCAUGAUAGCUUCUGCCUUCGCGCUGGCACAGGUUACAACGAACUUCUUCUGGGGCUGGCUCUCGGAUAGGAUCGGAAGGAAACCCGUCAUUCUGCUUGGAACAGUCAUGACGGCGGCAUGCUUCAUCGGACUGGGCUUCUCAACGAGGUUGUGGCACGCCAUACUUGUGCAGGUAUGCAUGGGUUUAGUGAACGGCAACCAAGGCAUAGUCUCCACGAUAUUGGGCGAGAUUACGGACCGCAGCAACCAGUCAACAGCAUUUCAAUACCUACCGGUGAUCUACGGCCUUGGUGCGAUUACGGGACCACUGAUCGGUGGUGUGCUUGUGUUUCCAGAGAAUCCGUUUAAGAAGGGACAGCCCAACCCUUACCCGUACCUUGUGCCAAACCUCGUCUCUGCUGCUCUACUGCUCCUGGACACGGUGAUUGCCAUGCUCUUCCUCGAGGAAAGUCUACACGAGGCGCAGAACCUUCCACCCUUAGGCAAGCGUGUCGGAAACCUCUUCACAUGGAUAUGGCAAUUCGCCAGUUCGACCAGACCAACCUACCUCCGACCACGCGCCGAGAACGGAAAGCGUCGCCAUAGCAAUCACGCUGACGGCACGAUUGGCGACGGAGACAGUAUAACAGACACGGCAUCGCACCAUUCUCUACCAUCUCUAUUACCUCAGGUCACAGGCGAUGGUCUCACAUACAAGCAAGUCUUCAACCGGGAUACCGUCCUCCUCCUCAUCACAAGCUUGAUCUUCAACCUCUCAAACGUCACCUAUCUCUCCCUCUACCCCAUCUUCGGCCAAGCGCCCCCGCCCACAGGCCGAGCUCUCUCGCCCGAGGAAAUCGGCCUCUCGCUAGCCUUCUCCGGCGUCGCUGUCAUCGUGCUCCAAGUCUGCCUCUACGGCAAACUGCACGAGAAGCUGGGCUACAGGACGACCUACAAGAUCAGCUUUGCAGCGUUCACGAUCGGGUUCUUCCUAACACCCUGGGUCGGGUACAAGGAUCCCUCAGGCACGGGGGCCAACCAGGGCAAGACGUGGCUGUGGAUCGAGCUAGGGCUCAUCCUAGUUAUCGUCAAGAUCGCUUCAGUAGGCGGGCUUGCUGCUUUCCUGCCAUUACUCACAAACUCCUCCCCCAACCACGCCGUCCUCGGCACCCUCAACGGCCUCGCCCAAACCCUCGGCGCCGCCGGCCGCGCCGUCGGUCCCUUCAUCUCUGGCGGUCUUUUCACGGCCGCGACGCACGUCAAGCCCAAGGGCGAGUUGCUUGCUUUCGGCGUCUUUGGCGGGAUCGCGUUUGUGGGGUUUUUGCUGUGUUAUGGCAUCAGGGGCCAGAAUUUGGAGGCGGAUGGGGGGGAUGAGGAGGAGGGGAGUGAGGAGGGGGGAAGUGAGGAUGACGGCAGUGGUGAGGAUGAGGACGAGGAAGGGUCUGGUCAUGGGAGCUUGAGGGAAGAGGAUGAAGAGGCGCCGUUGCUGCGGCGGUGA